Messenger RNA from Fundulus heteroclitus (mummichog), 2871 nucleotides. It is a transcript of the gene zpax1, whose product is annotated as zona pellucida protein AX 1. The transcript has 21 exons. Bases 123 to 2855 code for a protein of 910 amino acids. NCBI's taxonomy places the organism in Eukaryota, Metazoa, Chordata, Actinopteri, Cyprinodontiformes, Fundulidae. The record is from RefSeq and is a predicted model, not a curated record.
UCAGCUCCUUUCCCUCAGAGCUGCUUUGUCUUUUGGGUUUGUUGUGCUUAUUCCAAACGAGCUCUGGUGGCUGAGCCCCUUGUAGUUUCUUUUUGAAUGUUUGCCUGCCUUUGCACUGCAUCAUGCGGAAACCAGAGAGGAUUUGGCUCUGGAGCUUAAUGGCUGCAGUCUUUGCCUUGGGUCAAGCAUGGCCAAAUGCAAUGCUGGGUUCUCAGCCAAGCAGUGGUUUAAAGACAGACUGUGUUGCUAAUGUGAUGAGGCUGACCCUGGAUGAGGCUCUGGCAGUGGGGAACCAGCUUGAAGUAGAAGCAAUCAAUGGCACCCAGUACAUCUUGCUGACACCCAGUCUAGCUGCUCAGUGUGGCUACAGCAUGGAGUCAGACCCCUGGGGUAACACUAGGAUCUACACCUCUCUACUUGGUUGCUUUGUAAACAAUAAGGAUGACAUGAUGUUCAGUGUUGGUCUGAAACUCAAAAUCUACCGCCAUAAUCCUUCUGAUGUGGUUAGCCAUGAUGUGGCACAGGCCUGCAGCUACACUCGCUGGGCACCCCGAGAGAUCCUCUGCGACAGGAACUACAUGGAAGUAUCAAUGUACAUGGCUCCCCAAGCUGAAACAAAGGGUCAAAAGGAAGAGGAUUCCCAAGGCAACGCAAUCACUGACGCCUUUGAGGUGGUGAAUGGCAUCUGGAAGAUUACCUUUUUCACUCCUGAACCCAUGUCAAUGGUCUUGAAAGAAGCCCAACAAGCUGGUUACAGUGCCAUGACCACAUCUACCCGUCUGGUUAUGCGAAGUCCUUACAACACAGCUGAGACUUAUUCAGAGGAUGUUGCUGGAGUCCCCAUGGAAGUAUUGAGGGUGAGCAUUCACAACAAGGCUCAAGAUGGACUGAAGGUCUUCAACUUGGCAACUGCUUGUCCCACAGGUGGUGUCCUGUUCACUGGGGACCUAAUCUCUUGGCACGUACCUCGCCGUGUGACUCCUCUGUUGGAUGGCAGCAUUAGACUUGUGGAAACGAUCAUGGGAAUCAAUGGACAGAGGCUGGAUAAAGCUCAGAUGGCUGCAAGGGGGUACUCUCUGUCUACUACAGACUUCCACAUUGUUGUGGAGAUCCCAAUUGGCUCACCUGAUGGUUACUACAAGAGCCACGCUCCAGAUUACCAGUACCAUAUCACCUACACUGUUGAGCCAAUGCUUGAAGUUCUCUGGAGGGCAGAUCAAAAUAAAGAUGACACAAGAUACAAAAUCUUGUUCCCUAUUACAACCCCACCCAUGAGUCGCCCUACCCACACUGAAGAUCGUACCACUCCAGAAGCGAGGGAAUUCAGCCUUUAUGUUGGCUCAUUUCUCUAUGAUGUGGAGCUGAGGAACAUCACAUUUGCCACUGGAGUCCUUACUGUAGAGGAGAGCAAUGCCAGAGGUUUCACUGUUCAACAACAUCUCCUUGCCAAUGGAACACUUGUGUUUUCGCUCAAAGUUCCCUUUGAUACUGAUGUCGUCGCUAAACAUAACCCAGAGGUCCUGGUAACAACCUACAGCCUCAAUGUUGUCUUUGGAUUUGUCAUUCUGCCUGAGGAAACUCCCUUUUCCCACCCAGUGGCAUUGCAGGCAUCUCUCCAGGAUGUUGUGCUGCCUGAACUCUCUGGCACUUGUGAUCAAGACUACUUCUACAUCACUGUGAAAUAUGGCAGCCAGGGGCACAAUGCAAAUACCAUGGUUGGUGGCCUGGACUUGACACCAGAGCUGGCAGAAGACUACAAGUUCAAGAACAACGCCACCCACUUCAGCAUUGAUGUGCCAUAUGCAGCUACAGGCUCUGCUUUUGAGCUGAUUACUACAAAUUCAGUUAGAGCCAGGCUGGAUGUGCUGGUGUGGGAUCCAGUCACCAAUUGGAUUCUUUCUGACCUGUUCCUGGCUUGCUACUUCCCCUUGCUGACAACUCGGUGCUACCCCAAUGGAACAAUCACUGCUCUUGCUGUGAAAGUGGAAUCUGUGCCUAACCUUGACCCAAGCUGGCUGACCCUGAAGGACCAGUCCUGCAGACCAGUUUUUAGUAACGAUCAUUUUGCUCAGUUUAUCUUCAGUGCUGACUCCUGUGGAACAACUAGAUCAUUCUUUGAUCACUACAUGCUGUAUGAAAACGAGAUUGGACUGCACUAUGGUGAGAAGGGCAUUUCCCACAAAUCUCCUGACCCUGAAUACAAGCAAACCAUCUCCUGCUACUAUGUGGUCAAUGACACACAAACUAUCUCCUUCCACACAAAGUCAAGACUCUAUGAGCCAAAGGCAGAGAUCGGAUCUGGCCAAAUGAUCACCCAAAUGAGGCUAGCAACAGACUCUUCGUAUGAGCACUUUUACGAUGCUGAAGACUAUCCAGUGGAGAAAUAUCUGAGGGAGCCUCUUCACUUUGAAGUGGAGUUGGUGCAGUCUAAUGAUCCCCACUUGGAGCUGAUCUUGGAUAACUGCUGGGCUACUCUCCAGGAAGACAGGACCUCUCUCCCCAGCUGGGCCAUCAUUGUGGAUGGUUGCGCAUACCUUGGUGACAGCUACGCUACUGUCUUCCAUCCUGUGUCAGUGGACACCAGAGUUUCUGUCCCAUCCCACUACAAGCGUUUCUCAAUGAAGAUGUUCGCCUUCAUUCAGGAGGAGCAGGUUUUGAAGCAUGAGGUCUAUGUCCACUGUGACUUGGUGAUCUGUGACAAAACCAGCCCUGCAGAAGGCAUCUGCCAAGGCCAAUGUGCUAAUCAAGCAUUGAGGGGUACAUCAAGAAAAAUGAAAAGGGGACAAAGAAGCACAACUCCAUCCCAUGAAGAGCACAUUUCCUCUGGACCAAUUGUACUGAACAAUUUUCAAUAAAGAUUUCUAAAAUAUU